GGACAGCUCCGGCUUUUCAACUCGCACCCCAAUGCGUUCUGGUAAGUGUAGUCCUGUUGUGAAAUGCACCUGGGGCAGGUAAAGCGAUGUGUGGUAUGGUUACCCAAUCCCUGACCAAUAUCUGUUUAAACAUGUGGUUCUAUAGCAGACUGCACUUGGUGGUAUUCGACAGGGGGCGCUAAUCAGCAAACACCGCAGCUUGACUCUUCACGUGUAACAACAAUAACAGAAGUGACGGCGUUAUCUGCGCUCAUCGCUCUAUGAAAAGCACGGCAUGUGGUCGCUGUUUGCAGCAGUUCUGAUCAGUUUACUUCAGUUGGUGUGGUUGUGAGCAGCUCCUGAGAAAAGUCUCUGCUUUAAUUUAAGUGCGAUACUCGCUGGUGUCAAAUAUCAAUUAUGUGCCGAAAGCGGGCCUCCACGAGUUAUUCGAGCCAGUCUGCCAGCACGAAAAGACCGAUUUAAAGAAACCUUUUCGCAGACCAGCCUGCAGAAAUGAAAGACCUCAGCAUCUCCGUCUCCUUCUUUAAAAACGAACUUGGCUCGACCAUCGAGCACGCAGUGCAAGCGGCCGUAGACACCGUACUGCGCCAAAUGAAGGAGCUCGUUGACCGCAAGUUUGCCGAUUUCCAACUCGAGAUCGCUGAAAAGGAGAAAGAAAACGAAACGCUCAAGCUGAGACUGGAAAUAUCAGAAAGCGAGUUGCAAGCUGUGCGGGGAUACCUGAAAACUGCAGGCAAACAGCUGCGCACAAAUACCAACUGCAACAAACCGGCGUGUCCAGGCAGAGCCAGCGGGGUACCCUGUCUGUCAGAGAGUGGAGCCAGUACGGCAAAGUGUGCGUUAUUCAAUGGCAAACCGGCAGACCAUGUAUGCCAGAACGAUUGCAGUGCUGCUCUGCCAAUUGCAAAACCAGACUGCUGCGCCAGGAAAGCAGUUAAGUCAACCGUGGACUCAGAGUAUGUAAUUUACACAGAACCCAAAGAAAUCCGGCAAGGCAACGCAGCCCAGGACCUACAGGUUAGAGUUCUGGAUUGUGAGGCGACUGACUGGUGGACACCAGCAAGGGGAAGCACAGAAAAAGGUGCAGAACAGCUGAACGCUGUCCCUGGUUCGGAGGAAGAAGCGUCAAUGACACUGGUAGAAAUGGGAGAGAAAGCCUUUACCCAGGUUGCAGUGCGGACGUAUUCACAAGCUGAGGAGAUGGCCCUUGAACAGAGCCCAAGUGAAGGGGGUGUUCUCCAGUUACAAUCUGCCCAAAUCGAAGAGGAGGCCCCUGAACUGGUACCGGUCCACUUUGCAAAAGAGGAUCCAGAACUGAAGCCAGUCUACCUGGCAGCGGAUGGGACUGAACUGGGCUCAGUCCAGAUUAAAGUCGAGGACGCUGGGCUGGAUUGUCUCUACACUGCGGAGGAUGGGACUGUCCACGUUAAAGAGGAAGAGCUGGAUUCUGACAGUGGAGCCGAGGAUAUCACUGAACUGGGACAGGUGCUCAUUAAAGAGGAUAUCUCUGAUCUACCGUCUGACGCUGAAGAGGAGCUGAGUGAGCUGGGAUCCAUUCCUCACACCCCUCGGCUGCCGUCUCCGUGCUCGUCCGGUCCUGAAUCGGAAGAGGACGUCCCUCGGAGUCAGAGGGAAGAAAGAGCAGUGCACUCCAACAGCAGCACAACACAUUUAGAAGAACACAACUACUGUCUGCUCCCCCAGAUCUCCCAAGACCUUUCUUUGCAACACACAACAGGACCAGAAAACCUACAGCCAUCCCAGCAGACUGUGAAGAGACUGUAUCCUUGUACGAUAUGCGGGGAGGUUUUCACUGGGAGAGGCGUGCUUCGAAGACACCGGCGCCAGCAUACUGCCAAGACGCCACUGUAUCACUGUACCAAGUGUGUGAAGAGCUUCACUCGUUCAGACCACCUGAAGACACACCAGCGGGUUCACACAACCGAGACCCCCUUUCAGUGUACUGAGUGUGGCAAGAGCUUUAAGUAUUCUACCAGCCUUAAAACGCAUCAGCGAGGUCACGCCAGAACAAGCCAGCACAGCUGCACCGACUGUGGGAAAAUCCACACGAGAAUCCCCACAGGGCACAUUGAGUACCCCUGCACUGGAUGUGGGAAGAGUUUUGGCAGGUUUGACAACCUCAAAGAGCACCUCAAGGUUCACAUGCAGCUCCCCAAGGAGCCCAGUAUGACGAGGAAACAAACUCGCAGUGGAGAGACUCAGUAUCUGUGUAUUGAAUGUGGGAAGAAGUUUGGCUUGUUGGAAAACCUGAUACAGCACCAGCGGAUUCACACUGGUGGCAGAAGAGACAUCCAUUGGUCUUGUAGUUCACUAAUUCUGCUGUAAAACUGAGAACUGUGGGGGAAAUGCACUUAGAUAAGCAGCAUACACUAAACUGUUGAAUCCACAGUGAAGGCAAAGUGCAAUAAAGCAUUGUAAAGAUAUGGUAAAGAAAAUGCAUAUCGAUAUAUAACAUGGCAAACUAUGGUAAAUGCAUAGCAUAAUCAUGGGAAAACUGCAAAAUUUACAGUGCAAAU
Molecule: messenger RNA, 2537 nt
Organism: Polyodon spathula (Mississippi paddlefish)
Lineage: Eukaryota; Metazoa; Chordata; Actinopteri; Acipenseriformes; Polyodontidae
Product: zinc finger and SCAN domain-containing protein 21-like
Exons: 3
Coding region: 493-2346 (617 amino acids)
Biological process (GO): regulation of DNA-templated transcription
Molecular function (GO): DNA-binding transcription factor activity, RNA polymerase II-specific; RNA polymerase II cis-regulatory region sequence-specific DNA binding
Source: RefSeq, a predicted model, not a curated record